Messenger RNA from Capsicum annuum, 1629 nucleotides. Its product is annotated as RING-H2 finger protein ATL22. Lineage: Eukaryota; Viridiplantae; Streptophyta; Magnoliopsida; Solanales; Solanaceae. Gene Ontology annotation, molecular function: polysaccharide binding. The transcript has 2 exons. The record is from RefSeq and is a predicted model, not a curated record. The coding region runs from base 104 to 1219 and encodes 371 amino acids.
GUUCAUUUACUCAUAUUACAAUAUUUUUAAAACUGGACUUGUUUAACAAUACUAUAGUCCAGACCAUUUUACAGACCAAUACUCUUGUGUCUGCUUUUUUCCCAUGGAACUGCAGAAAACAAUCCCUCUGUUUCUUCUCUUCUGCUGUUUAAUUAGUACGAAAAUCUUCGUUGCAAGCACAGUAACUUGCAUCCCAUCUGCAUGUAGCACUAAUGAACCAUUAAUCCGAUUCCCUUUUCGUCUCAGAAAUUACCAAUCAAUAGAUUGUGGCUUUCCAGGUUUCAACUUAUUCUGCGAUGCAUCAAAUAAGACAAUUCUUCGAUUACCUGGAGAAGUCAGAAUCAUGGUACAAGGCAUAAACUAUUCCACACAGGAACUAUGGCUUAACGAUCCUAACGAUUGCCUUCCACAGCUUCUCCUUAGACUAAACCUCUCUUCUUCCCCAUUUUCCGGUGUUUAUUAUCAGGAUUUCACGUUGUUCAAUUGCUCCGUUGAUUUUACGACGAUCAAGCUAAAUCCAAUAGCUUGUUUGAGUGGUUUGAAUUAUACUGUUUAUGCUACAUCAUCUAUGAAGGGAUUUAGGUUGUUGUCGAGACCAGAGUGUAAGUUGAUAAGAGCUGUUGCUGUUCCAGUACAGUGGCCUUUCUUUGAACAAGUGGUGUCUACAGAUCUUAGUGCUGAUAUUCGAGUUACAUGGGCUAAUCCAGAUUGUAGAAGUUGUGAGUCAAGAGGUGGACGAUGUAGUUUGAAGAGGACUACGUUUAGUAGAGAAAUUGUUUGUGAAAAUGCUCGUGGUGUCGGGUUUCCUAAAGGCGCACGUUACGCUAUAAUAGUUGGAGCUGGGGUGCCAGCAAUGUUAUUCUUGAUUGGGUUCUUAUGUUUCAUAAGUGGAAGGAUAAGGUCUUAUAGAAGGAGAGCCCAACCAGUACUAGAAUUCAGCUCUGUCGUCGCACCACAACCCAUUGCAUUUGUUGGCCUAGAUGAGUCCACAAUAGAAUCCUAUCCCAAAACUGUGUUGGGAGAGAGCAGACGUUUGCCCAAACCUGAUGACAAUAUCUGCCCAAUAUGCUUAGCUGAAUAUCAGCCCAAAGAGACCUUAAGAACCAUUCCUGAAUGCCAACACUCUUUCCAUGCAGACUGCAUAGAUGAAUGGCUUCGAUUAAAUGCUUCUUGUCCAGUUUGCCGCAAUUCCCCCAAGUAUGUUCAUGCUAUAGUGUAGUAUAAUAUGGUUUUAAAAAUUUCGGUUUGAUAAUUCGGUUUUCAAAAAUGCUCUAUCGUUACUAUCUCAGAAUUAGUUUGGUACAAUGUGAUUUCGGUUUGUGCGAUACGGUACAUUGGUACUUUCAGAUUGUUCGACUUCGACCUUACAUUCAGUGAAGAAUUAUGACUUCGACAAUGGGGGAAACUCUUUGAUGCUUGAAAGGAAUGAAAAUUGUUGGAAACCAUGCACAAAUUUGAGUAAUUUAUUUGUAAUGUAUAUUAGUUAUGACUGUAAUUAAGUGUUUGAUUUAUACUUAGCAGUAAAGCUAGAAGCUUUCAGUUUGAAAGAAUUUAGGCCUUUUAUUAGUUGAUUUUUGGAGAUUAAUUAGAUUUCUAUCAUAAUAUAUAUGGAUUGUUUAUGUAAUUAAA